Acomys russatus (golden spiny mouse) is the source of this 2800-nucleotide messenger RNA. RefSeq names its product espin (gene Espn). The coding region runs from base 168 to 2741 and encodes 857 amino acids. Gene Ontology annotation, cellular component: cytoplasm. Gene Ontology annotation, molecular function: actin filament binding. Gene Ontology annotation, biological process: actin filament bundle assembly. The record is from RefSeq and is a predicted model, not a curated record. NCBI's taxonomy places the organism in Eukaryota, Metazoa, Chordata, Mammalia, Rodentia, Muridae. The transcript is spliced from 15 exons.
AGCUGGAGUUGAGUCCCAGGGUUCGCAGAGCGGGUGCUGGCUGGCAGCCGCUCUGCCUCCCUGGUCCGCACUCCUCCGACGGCUGUGCAGCUCCUGGAGCCUGAGGCCACCCGCAUGAAGCCCCGAGGAACCCACUGAGCGCCGGAUCGGGCGCCGAGGGUCGCACCAUGGCCCUGGAGCAGGCUCUGCAGGCGGCACGGCUGGGCGACCUGGACACGCUGAGGUCCAUGCACGCCGCCGGCCUGCUGGUGCCUUCUCUGCGCGACCCGCUAGACGCCCUGCCCGUACACCAUGCGGCCCGCUCUGGCAAGUUGCACUGUCUGCGUUACCUGGUGGAGGAGGCUGCCCUCCCCGCCGUGGCCCGCGCGCUCAACGGCGCCACACCAGCCCACGACGCCGCUGCCACAGGCUACCUCUCCUGCCUGCAGUGGCUGCUCACACAGGGUGGCUGCAGAGUGCAGGAAAAAGAUAACUCUGGUGCCACAGUCCUGCAUCUGGCUGCCCGCUUUGGCCACUCGGACAUGGUGGACUGGCUGCUGCAUCAGGGCAGCGCGAACUCCGCCAUCGCCACAGACACAGGUGCCCUGCCUCUCCACUACGCGGCCGCCAAAGGAGACCUUCCCUCGGUGAGGCUUCUCGUCAAGCACCACCCUGAGGGAGUGAAUGUCCAAACCAACAACGGUGCCACGCCCCUGUACCUGGCGUGCCAGGAGGGCCACCUGGAGGUGACGAAGUACCUAGUGCAGGAGUGCAACGCAGAUCCUCACGUGCGCGCACAAGACGGCAUGACCCCACUACACGCCGCGGCGCAGAUGGGCCAUAACCCAGUCCUGGUGUGGCUGGCGAGCUCUGCAGACGUGAGCUUGUCGGAGCAGGACCACGACGGCGCCACAGCCAUGCACUUUGCUGCCAGUCGCGGCCACUCCAAAGUGCUCAGCUGGCUCCUGCUGCACGGCGCAGAGAUCUCGCAGGACCUGUGGGGCGGGACCCCACUGCACGACGCUGCGGAGAACGGGGAACUGGAGUGCUGCCAGAUCCUAGUGGUGAAUGGUGCGGGGCUGGAUGUCCGCGACCACGAUGGGUACAAGGCCGCCGACCUGUCUGAUUUCAAUGGCCACUUCCACUGCUCCCGCUACCUACGAACCGUGGAAACCCUGAGCGUGGAACACCGAGUCCUGUCCCGGGAUCCAUCCAUGGACCUGGAGGCAAAGCAGCCUGACUCCGGCAUGUCCUCGCCCAACACCACCAUGUCGGUCCAGCCUCUGAACUUUGACCUUGGCUCGCCCACCAGCACCCUCUCCAACUAUGACUCCGGCUCCUCCAGCCAUUCCAGCAUCAAGGGCCAACACUCCACUCGAGGGCUUGCCAGUGCAAGAGCUGCAGACUUACAGAGCUACAUGGAUAUGCUGAACCCAGAGCUGAGCCUGCCUCGGGGCAAAAUAGGGAAGCUGACACCGUCACCGUCACCACCACCACCACCACCACCACCUCCACCACCAAGCUUCCCCCCACCCCCGCCACCCCCAGGCACCCAGUUGCCCCCACCUCCACCAGGCUACCCAGCUCCCAACCCCCCAGUGGGGCUGCACGCAGAUAACAUCUACAUACAGACCAAGAGCAAGCUUCGCCAUGUGGAGGUGGUCUCACACAAGAAGGAGCCCAGCUCCAGCGACGGCCCCUCCCGGCUGCGCAGGCUGGACAAGGGGCUGCGCAGGCAGGACUCCAGCCGCAAACAGCGCUCGUUCAGCAAACAGCCCAGCACGGGGGACUAUUACCGCCAGCUGGGCCGCUGCCCCGGGGAGCCGCUGGCCACACGCCCGGGCAUGGCCCACAGCGAGGAGGCGGCGCUGCUCCCCGGGAACCACGUGCACAACGGCUGCUCAGCAGACCCCAAGGCGUCCAGGGACCUGCCACCACCACCACCGCCGCCGCCGCCGCCACCACCACCACCGCCGCUGCCUGAGGCUCUGAGUUCGCCGCCACCCGCCCCACCUCUGCCCAUCGAGGGCGCGGGCGCAGGGUGCGGGCAGCGUCGCUCUUCGUCGUCUGCGGGCAAAGUGAGAGUCCUGAGACACAGGAAGAGCACCAAGUCUUUCAACAUGAUGUCCCCAACGGGUGAUAACUCGGAGCUGCUGGCCGAGAUAAAGGCAGGCAAGAGUCUGAAGCCCACACCGCAGAGCAAGGGGCUGACCACAGUGUUCUCGGGCAGUGGGCAGCCAGCCUCCCAGCCUGAGUCACCGCAGCCAUCACCACAGCCGUCAGUGUCACCAGGGCCAUCUCGGGCCAGGAGCCCCACCCCGCCAGCCUCUGGGCCUCAGCCUCUGCUCAAUGGCAGUGUCGUGCCGGCACCACCCGCCACCCCGGCACCGGGAGUACAGCUGGAUGUGGAGGCCCUGGUCCCCACACUUGAUGAGCAGGGCCGGCCCAUCCCAGAGUGGAAGCGCCAGGUGAUGGUUCGGAAGCUGCAGCAGAAAGUGCAGGAGGAAGAAGAACAGAGGAGGAAGGAGGAAGAGGAGGAGGCCCGGCUGGCCAGCCUGCCUGCCUGGAGGCGGGACAUUCUCCGGAAGAGGCUGGACGAGGAGAGGGAGCAGAAGCGAAAAGAGGAGGAGCGACAAAAACAGGAGGAAAUUCAGAGGGCGAGAGAACAGUCAGAGAAGCUGCGGACACUGGGCUACGACGAGGCCAAGCUCGCGCCCUGGCAGCGACAGGUCAUCUUGAAGAAGGGAGAGAUUCCAAAGUAAUAGGAGUCUUGGCCUCUGGUGUAACCUCACAAGUUCUGAGAGAUGGGGAGCGGUCCCCA